GAACCAAAAUAUCUACUGACAUUCUCCUUCUGUUUUCUUCCAUUAGAAAAUGACAUCCAAUAUCCCUACGAGCAUGUAUAAAUAUGUCUCCUCACAAACCUAAUUUUCAUCUCAACUAAAAGCCUUCUUAGUUUUCCUUCAAUCAAAUUUCCAAUCUUUCUCUCUCUCUUUAUUGCUAGGAUGGACCAGGUGAUGAGAUUGGCAGGCCAGAACGGGUUGGUGAUCUUCAGCAACAGCUCAUGUUGCAUGUGCCACUCCAUCAAGAGGCUCUUCUGUGAGUUUGGGGCUAAUGCAGCUGUUUAUGAGCUCGACCAGGAACCCAGAGGAAAAGAAAUAGAGGAGGCAUUAGUCAGGCUACUAGGUCGUAGGUCACCUCUACCAGCUGUGUUCAUAGGCGGUCAGCUGGUGGGCUCUACUAAUGAGGUGAUGUCUCUUCACCUCAGACCGGAUGGAAGCAGGAGCCGCUUGAUAACGCUCCUUAAAGAAGCAAGAGUUAUUUGGCUCUACCUCUAUAGUACAGCACUAAUUCUGCUAUAAUACCCUAUAAAAGAAUAAUUUAUGUACAUGUAUACAAGAUUAAGUACUUUUUGAUACAUAUCUUGAAAAAUUGGCUAACUUUGAUAAUUUAGGUAUCAGUUCUGUAUUAAAGUUAUAUAUGGAGCCUUAAGUUAUGGUUUAAAUUACCAUUAGUUACUGUUACGGUGGGGAGAAAUGUUUCUUUCGAAAGCUAUAUGGGUGUUUUGAAUGUGAAAUAUAAUAAUUUCUUUCUUUUAUGUGUAUGUUUUUGAAUUAUAAGAUGAAGUGAUGAAAUUUUCUAUC
Molecule: messenger RNA, 819 nt
Organism: Magnolia sinica
Lineage: Eukaryota; Viridiplantae; Streptophyta; Magnoliopsida; Magnoliales; Magnoliaceae
Product: putative glutaredoxin-C14
Exons: 1
Coding region: 181-537 (118 amino acids)
Source: RefSeq, a predicted model, not a curated record